Molecule: messenger RNA, 6462 nt
Organism: Trichomonas vaginalis G3
Lineage: Eukaryota; Parabasalia; Trichomonadida; Trichomonadidae
Product: aggrephagy protein
Exons: 1
Coding region: 1-6462 (2153 amino acids)
Molecular function (GO): protein binding
Source: RefSeq, a predicted model, not a curated record
AUGAACAUCUAUCUCAACGAAAAUACCACUCAGCUUGUCCGAAAACAGGUUCUUGAGGCAUUUAUUGCCUUCACAAAGGCCAAUCCGAAUCUCCGUCAACAAAUCUUUUCAGUUUCACCUCUUUCUCUUUGGAUUCUCAAACCUCCAAAGAUUGACGGAAAGUCACUUGAGAGCUUAAUCAUAUUCACGACCGAGAUGGUUUCCAGGAACAUUGUCGAUGCCAAGUCAAUUCUCUCUCCUCUACUUUCCAUUUCCGCCCCUCCACCAGACACAGAAGUCCCGACUUCUCUCAUUCUAUCUCUUGUUCUAAACGAGACUCAGCGGUCGAAACUCAGUCCGGCAGACCUGAUAGAGUCAAAGUUCCUUGAGGAUUUCAUCCUGAUUCCUGAUGACAAGCAGCUUGCAUGGUUCAUGUCUGCGCACCAGGAGUUCCUCAAACUGGCGCAGAUUGCGUAUUCGUCUCCAUCGGCCCAAGAAUGGAGAUUUCCUGUCAUCCAGGCCUUCAUCAAAGCAUCACAGCAUUUGUCUGAUUUCCCUUCCUUCGUAAACUUCCUCUCAGCUUUGUUCACAUCGAACUUCUCAACACAGAUUGUUCAUUUACUGCUUAACUUUCUAAACAGCAAUGAUCUGGUUAGACUUUUAUGCCAGGAGUUAGUGAAAAGACAAGAAGCUCCUGGAUUCUUCUUUGAAGCAAAUGGACUGCAGAUUUGCUGUGAUUACGUAAAGGAGAAUCCAGAAUCGGCUGAGAGAAUUCUCCAGAUAUUUGCCAGUGCUGCUUGCCAUGAACAACAACCAGAAAUCGACAAUUUCUUGAAUGAGUUGGAUUUAGACCAUCCGAUCUUUUCUGUCAAAAGAGAAGUCUUGGAGCAAAUCUGCUUCGGAUCCAGGAAGACACACUGUGUAAGAAUUCCUUCUCUACUUCCCUACGUAUCUGACUAUGACUCUGAUUUGCCAUCAAACCAGUAUUUGGCAGGAAGAUUUGCAAUCCCUGCAUACGAAAGAAGAAACAUUGAAUUUGAAAAAAUCCCUCACAUUAAUAAAAUUAUCAACCGUUACAUCGAUGUUAAAUAUCUAGGAAACCUAACAAAAUUAGGUAAAUACUUCGAUGCCAAUUCCGACUGCUUCCCUGUUGUUGAACUAAGCAAAACAAGCCGACCAUCGACAGCGAGAGUUCCCUUCAACGCUAAGUCCAUCAGCUUCUGGUUCAAAGUCAUCGACAAAGAACAGAAGAGUUGCCAGAUUCUGGCUGCUGGUUCUCUCACAAUUUCUAUAUUUAACUCAAAGAUCCACGUGAACACAAACAAAGAGGUUCUCACUGCAACGCACGUCGGAGGGCAGUGGCACAACAUAAUUUUGAUAUUCGACACACAGAGGAAUUCAAUAUCGAAAGUUACAGUUUAUGCAGACGGCUCCGAAUUAGGCGUCUUCAAAGGAAUGGACGAGCAGGUUCCAAACGAGAUAUUAUUCGGAGAUAACCAAGGGCCAAUGAUGACAAACGUUUUGAUCUCAUCAAAUUUACUUGUUUCAAACAAUGAUUUGAAUGCACAAUACGUGUACAAACAGGGACCAAAAUCUUCUUUCAAUGGAGAGCAAAUUUCAGCAAUAAUCACAGAUAGGUCAUCAAUAAAUGUUGGAUAUCUUGGCAUUGCAAUUUAUUUCACAAAUUUCGUCGAAAUUGAGAAGUUGUUUGAAAUCGCAGAAAAGUUCGAUAAUUUCGAAGAUUUCAGAGAUUUGUUGAUCGGACUUAUCUCGAUAAGAUUGUGCAACAGCGAUGUCCUAGACAUACCAAAGUUCUACACCAGAUUCACUUUGAGUCUGAAGAGAAAGAACGAAAUGGUUUCCGAAAACAUUUUGAGCUUUCUCAACUCAAUUCCAUUCACGAAAUCAUCGAGAACAGAGAGAACUCAAGCUUUAUUCUACGUUCUGACAGAUAUAGAACUCUUCAAUGUCAUCUCUCACGAAGCUUCAGUGCAAUUCCUUCAGUUCGUCACUGCCACUUUGGGUGCUUACUUCGAUCUGACAGAGCUGUUCAAAUUAGACACUGCGAACUUCAUCAUUGCAAUGAUGAGGAGCGGCGUCGAUGAAUCGGUUUCUCUCGCAGUUUGCCCGAUUUUGACAAAAUUAAUUGCAACAGAGCAAACAGAGAUCGCAUUGAGAACAUUCCUGAACACAUCCAUCUCUUCAUCUGAGUGGGAGCAUAGAUUGCCAAUUUCUAUUUUGGACUACCCAAUUUCUUCAAUAUUAACAAUGCCAAUGUCGAAUUCGAAGUUGCAGGAAAGCCUUCUGCAAAGCUGGGUCUCUUGUGUAAGGCAAAACACAAAUGAACUCUUGAUGUAUAACGAUUUGGUCGAUAUGAUGCUGCUUUUCGAAGAUGAAAAAAGUUUAGCUUUCGGAGAAAUUAUUUGCUACUAUUCACAGAAGAAUUCGUUCUAUAUUGGUGUUUCUCAAACAGCAAAUUAUGCAUUUGCACGAUUAGCGAAAUACAAGAGAGCAUGGAUUUGUGCACUUUCAAUUUUAGGCGGAUUACCAUUUACUAAAACAAAUUUACCACAGAUUGUCCAAAUAGAGCGACCUGCAGCAUGUGGAAUAAUUCUGGAGAUGCUUUGCAACUUGACAUCUUUAGUUGCAAGGAACCAAAUAUUCAAAACAGUUGAUCCAGAACUCAUCGAUUUACACGUCAAAGUAUUCCAAGUCCUCUCGAACAUUAAACAAGACCAGUAUGCAUAUUUCCUACAACCAUCAAACGUAAUUCUAAUAUAUAAACUGUCCAAUCUUGGAAUUAUCCCACAAUCAUUGGCCAGCCAAUCUGAUGGCGCUCGCACAGAAAACAACUGGAAAGAAGAAAUUGAGGGCGAGAAACUCACUAAACCACAGCUGAAAACUGUAAAGAGACUCCUUGGUACUGAAAACGAAUAUAUAUCGACAAUAAUAUCCCAGGAGGACUUAGUUGAAUCAAAAUCCAUAAUAAAUACUAACUACUAUGGAGAGUUUCCAUUUGAUUGCUAUGAUGAUGAGUGGCUAAAUGAUGUUCCAGGCAUCAACCACGUGAUUAACUUCAUCUGCUCUUGUUUAUUAGCCGCCGAUUCCGAGUUCUUCUGUCUCCUUUUGGAAGAUUUGUACACUGGUAACUCCUUGAUGUACAGUUCUUAUAGAAAGUACUUUGGGCCCGAACUUGUUUCUCAACUCUUGAUCAAGCUGUCGGACUCUGAAGAGCCAAUAGAGAUGUAUCACAUACCUUUGAUGGUUUUCGUUGACAAAUGUAUUUCACAGAAACAAUUUUCCGAAAAAUAUAUUCACAUUCUCUCCUUAGUUUUCAACAUGAUGAAAUCAAUUGAAAUGAGAGGAGAGUUUGAGAAACUCCUCCAGGACCAAAAUUGUCUGAAUAGCUAUAGGCACUUCUUGCUUGGAAGUUUCAUAUACGUUCACCACGACUCUUUAUUUGAGUUGUAUCAACUUCUCGCAAAUAACAAAAACGUUGUUUUCCACCCAAUUAUUUUCGAAGAUAUAAACUUCUCGACAUUUUGGAUGCACCUAACAAAAUCAAACAAAUUCGAUACAGACGAUUUAGCCUUAUGUAUGUCGCUUUUCGUUUCUGUCUUCGAUCCAAACAUCAUCGCAAACUUCAAUCCGGAUGAUGUCAGCUCAGAGUGGGAGCAGUAUUCGUUGACUUUCUUUGGAAAUGAGGACGAGAAGAGUGAAAAGAAGCUAGCAAAGGCCAAAGAAAUAAUCGAAAACGAAAAAACAGUGAUGAAAUUAGUUUCAACUAACACACACAUUAUGUUUGCCUACAGAGCUGCAAAUAUUUUCGUGCAAAGCAAUAUGAGCAUCAGGUACAUAAACAACUCGCAGAGAAGACUGGAAAGACAAUUCUUCGAUUUCUGCAGAACCAAGAAGCAGAUUGAGUUGAGAUAUUCGAAGCCGAACUCAUUCCAUCUGUCACCAAAUCACUUACCUGUUUACCAACCGAGAAGCGUUUGCCCGUCUCCAUUUGCCGUUCGUUGCCCUCCAUUCGAAAUUGCAGCUACUCCGGAAUAUUUCGCAAUGAAUUACAUUGAAAAGUUGCAGAGAAUCAAAAUAAUUGAUGUAUUGGGACAAAUCAUUGCAAAUCCAGAAUUAUGCUAUUUCCAUAAUGAGGGAAACUUACCUUAUACAUCUCCUUUCGAGUACUCGAAAUUUGUUUUCCAGUCAACGAAAUCUUUAUUGAAAUCAUUCUACGAUACAUUUCCUGAGGUUGAUGAAAAGAUGUCUCCACUCAAGGUAACGUUUUAUUUCUACAUCCACGAAAUCCCUUCCAUUCUUUUCAUCGGCGAUAAAAAACUCAUCAUCCUUGUUAUGGCAGAUUUAGAUGAAUCUGGUGGAAUCAAACUUUUGAAAGAUCCUCCAGGCAGAAUUGCUUUUAUCCCAUUCACAGAAGGCAUUUCCCUAAAUGAAUGGAACACUUCAUUGUUCUGCGGCCACAUAUGCAUAUUUGUUGACAUAGAAAGCAUUCCUUUACUAAGGAAACACAUGAUUAUUCACAAACCAGUUGCCUUACUCAUUGACCAGCUUCUGCAGCCUGAGAUCAUCCUUUCUUUCAAGUCAGAAGAUGUUGCUACAGAUUUCGAGAAGUUUUUAAACAAGAAGAGGCUGAGCGUCUAUUCUACAUUUCCUUAUUUGUUUUCGAUUUCAUCACAAAGCCUAGCCAGCGAAAUGUGGCAAAACUACCAACUUUCCAGUUUCGACUAUCUACUAUUACUCAACAACUUUGGAGGAAGAAGUUUCGCUGACUUAGCUCAGUACCCAGUUUUUCCUUGGGUCUCUUCACCAGAUUUGGAGCCAAGGGACAUGUCCCUCCCAAUGGGUCAGCUGAACCCUCAGAGAGCGGCCCACUUUGACACAACAUUCGCCCUUUCAAACCCUCACUAUUACUAUGGUUUCCACUACAGUUUGCCAGGCGCUGUCUUCUGGCUCAUGAUGAGACUUCCUCCUUUCACUUACUUUGGCUGGGAUUUGAACUCGGGCUGGGAUAACCAAGGAAGAUUAUUCAUGUCUGUUAAAGAUGCAUAUUCAUCAGCUUCAGCACGAAAUCCUUCCGACCUCAAAGAACUCGUCCCACAAAUAUAUACAGUGCCAGAGUUGUACUUGAACACAUGCUCAUUAAAAUUGCCUGGAGAAGGUGAUGUUAAACUCCCAGAUUGGUCGAAGAAUUCUCCUGCAGUCUUUAUCGAUGUGAUGAGGAAGACAUUGGAGCACUGCGAUUCACUGAAUGAUUGGAUAGAUUUAAUAUUUGGGUACAAACAGUUAGGAGAAGCUGCUUUACAAUGCAAAAACAUCUUUUUGCCAUCCUCAUACCAUAACUGCAAGCUUGAGGACUUAGACAUGGAUGAGAGUGCUUUUAGCGCUCAAGUUCUGAACUUCGGCCAAUGUCCAAUUCAAUUAUUCACAAAGCCACACGCUCAAAGAGAAGAGAUAGAAAGGUUUUCAAUGCUUUUGUUUGAGCAGAAAACAUCAUUCAGCGAAAUUGAACUUAAAAACAAGUUUGCUCUUAGGGAAUUCAAAGUUGGACCGAGUGGAAAUGCAUUUCCACUCCUCUCAAGUUUGAUUCCACCAUCAUACAACAAUUUCGUAGGAAUUAUGAACUCUAAGCUGUUCAUAUCUGGCGAAAACUCGAAGACAGUCAUUUAUUCGAGCGAGUUCAACUUUGUGAAUGAUAUAUCCGUCUCUUCUGAUGGUCUCUUCUGCGCUGUUUCAUUUAACUUCGGACUCGUCAAAAUAUAUCAAAUCAUUUUUGAUAAAACUGUUCCAGUUUCUUUGACAUUUAUAAAGCAGUUGUCAUUUGCUUCACAUUGUAGAAAAUCUUCCAUUCUCAGCUCCGACUACUUGUGCGCAACAAGCACAAGCGAUGGAAAAAUCGAAAUUUGGAAUUUCGCAAGUGGAAUGACACACAAUUUACUUGAAUUCGAGAGCCCACAUACAAUGGAAUGGGAUACAUCUGAAGGUGUUCUGACAUGCUGCAACUCAAAGAUGAUUUCACAAUUCUCCAUUAAUGGAAUUUUGAUCAGAAGUUUCAAUUUCUCUGAAAUCUGUAACUGUUUUUGCGUUUUAUCAAUGGAAAGUUCGUUUGAUGGAAAGAUCAUGCUUUGCGGAAUGGAUAAUGGAAGUGUUGUAUAUUUGUGCAUAGACUCUUCGAGUUCUCAACUCUUCGAUUUGGGCAAAAAGUCAGUGUCAAGGAUGAAAUUAACUAAUUGUUUCUCAGAUUUGUAUAGAGGUCAAUGCUAUUUCUGCGAUUCAAGAGGUAAAGUUUUCACAGCAAAAAUUAAGACUAUGGCACAACAUAGAUCUUGCACAAAUUGUAAUUUCCCAGCAAAUUCAACUUGCUCAAGAUGCGGAGCAGAUAUUUGUGAAACAUGUGCAAUGUCUAAUAAUGGAAUCUGCCAAAAUUGUUCGAAGGAAAUUGGCGUAAUAACAUCAUAUAGAUUUUAA